Messenger RNA from Fusarium sp. VM40, 1062 nucleotides. The record is from the annotation of a GenBank genome assembly. NCBI's taxonomy places the organism in Eukaryota, Fungi, Ascomycota, Sordariomycetes, Hypocreales, Nectriaceae.
AUGCGUUUCAGCUUCCUGCCCACACUUGCCCUGGCCGGCUUGGCCGUUGCCAACCCUGUUCCUGAUGUCGAAGCACGACAGGCUACUGGGCUUCAGGCCGCUAUGAAGGCUGCUGGCAAGCAGUACUUCGGUACAGCUCUCACCGUUCGCAGUGACAACCAAGAAACCAACAUUCUCAACAACAAGAAUGAGUUUGGAUCCAUCACCCCUGAGAACGCCAUGAAGUGGGAGGCCAUCCAGCCCAACCGCGGCCAGUUCAACUGGGGCCCUGCUGAUCAGCACGCCAAUGCUGCCACCUCGCGAGGCUACGAACUCCGCUGCCACACCUUGGUCUGGCACAGCCAGCUGCCCAGCUGGGUUGCUAACGGAAACUGGAACAACCAGACCCUGCAGGCCGUCAUGAAGGAUCACAUCAACGCCGUCAUGGGACGGUACAAGGGGAAGUGCACCCAUUGGGACGUUGUUAACGAGGCUCUGAACGAGGAUGGAACUUACCGUGAUAGCGUGUUCUUCCGCGUCAUUGGCGAGGCAUACAUCCCCAUCGCCUUCCGCAUGGCCUUGGCUGCAGACCCCAAGACCAAGCUCUACUACAACGACUACAACCUCGAGUAUGGCACUGCCAAGGCCAAGGGUGCCAUCCGCAUCACCAAGCUUAUCCAGUCUUACGGCCUUCGCAUCGACGGUGUUGGUCUCCAGGCCCACAUGACCAGCGAGAGCACCCCUACUCAGGACACCCCUACUCCUUCGCGCGCCCAGCUUGCCUCUGUCCUCAAGAGUUUCACCGAUUUGAACGUGGACGUCGCCUACACUGAGCUGGAUAUCCGCAUGAACACCCCUGCCAACGCACAGAAACUCAAGACCAACGCCGAUGCCUACGCCAGGAUGAUCGGCUCGUGUAUGGACGUCAAGCGAUGUGUUGGUAUCACUGUCUGGGGAAUUUCCGAUAAGUAUUCUUGGGUCCCAGGAACGUUCAAGGGUGAAGGUUCCGCUCUGUUGUGGGAUGACAACUUCAACAAGAAGCCAUCUUACACUUCUUCCUUGAACACUAUCAAUGCCCGAUAG